Leptinotarsa decemlineata (Colorado potato beetle) is the source of this 3313-nucleotide messenger RNA. RefSeq lists its product as uncharacterized. Gene Ontology annotation, molecular function: zinc ion binding. The record is from RefSeq and is a predicted model, not a curated record. NCBI's taxonomy places the organism in Eukaryota, Metazoa, Arthropoda, Insecta, Coleoptera, Chrysomelidae.
AAAAUAGAUAAAUCAAACAUCAAAGUGACAGAGACAGAGUAAAUAAAUGUCAGAAUAUGUCAUAUGUUAUGAUGUUUUGUUAUGAUGAGAUAUUAUAUUUUGUAUAAUACUGCUUUCUGUUGUUUGAGUAAAACACCUGAAAAGUUAUUUGUUUCCUAAUAUAAUUCGUGACAGUAUUUCUCUAUCAGAGUUGAGGAGGAAAUAUAUUUAUUAUGAUUCGACAUCUUCUUAUAAUGUCUGGACUCAGUUCUAGUUGCACUACAGACUGCUCAGGACGCGGUGAAUGUUAUAAUGGUACAUGCAUGUGUGACAUUCGCUUCACAGGAGAUCUUUGUGAUGGCCCUAAUUUUCCAUACCAUGUCGGAAUCGGAGGAGUUUUCUUUUUCAUUAGUUUUACUUGUGCCGUUCAACUCAUUAUAUGCAUUACAUCGGAAUAUGUUAGGCUGAAAGCACCAAGUUUAGUUAGAGCAUGUAAAGUGACCAACCAGAAGUUGAUAUACUUGGUUAUUUGCAUUGCUAGUAUGAUAAGAGGGGCAUACUUCAUAUUUCCUGAAUCUCUGGAAUAUGACUGGUCUAGCAGCUUGCUCUCAGCCUAUUAUCCACUGCUGAUGUCUAGUGCAUCUCUCAUUAUCUGCUACUGGGCUGAGGUGUUCCAUGUACCAGGAAUACGCUGGGAUAAGCCUCAGUUCCUCUCCAAAUCCUAUCUUGGAUUCAUCACGUUCAAUCUCAUCAACUAUGGACUUUUGUUAGCCGAAUUUAUCACUGUCAAAGUUGCUAAACCUCCACCAUUCGAUCCUGGUUUCUAUCAUCAUUUCUUCAAUGGAUGCUAUGCUGUAUUGAUGUUCAUCGUUGUGGUUUUUAUCAAAAUUUUGAAGGUUCGUGGAGGUUUCAUUGCCAAACCGCUUCAUCUGGCCAGUGGAACAUUUGAAACAGAGCCUCUACAAGAUGAGAAUAAUCCAAGGGCUGAAUUCAACAUCUCUCAGCUUAAUCAGUCACGUAUCGGACUUCUGAGCCAAGCCCUCAUGCUGAUCAUCGUAUCUGGUUUUUUAUUUUCGGAAACUCUUUCUGCCUUUUGGAAAAAGAAGGUUCCAAUCAACUCUCGCAACCUUCACCACCUCAUUUUUCGCGUCGUCGAGAUCGGAGUUGCCAUAUGGUAUCCUGCUGUGCUCUGGAACUGUAUGCAACCUGCCGAACUAUGGAUUUUGAAUCCCAGAAAAUUGUUGGCGAAACUUGACCAACAGAAAAGCGAAGAGACUAUUCCAGAUGGAAAUAUCAAAAUCGAGAGCGACGACGAGGCUUUCCUAGACAAACGAGAGUGUUGGAUAUGCUAUGACAUGGAUAAGAAAGAGAAACUCAUCCAACCAUGUGAUUGCACAGGAGACGUGUCCAGCGUGCAUCACGAGUGUCUCAGAAGGUGGUUGAUGGAAAGUGCUUCGUCAAGCAGUGAUCCACCCAAGUGCAAGGUAUGCAAAUAUGAGUACGACAUCUGUAAGAGUGAAGAAGUAAAAUGGGACAAGGGCUUCACUGCUCAACACUGGGGCAGUACCGCUUUCAUCGUGACUUUUAUGUGUCUUACAGUGGCUGGGGCAUGGACUGUUAUCCAACUAUAUGAUAAUUCAUAUAUUAGGAUGGUGAGCGUUAGCUGCACUCUCAUCAUCAUUUAUAUUUGUGUCAGAUUUUUAGGCCAAAAUACUUUGAGCGCUUACCAGCGAGCCAAGGUAGCUGCAUUGAGCAUUAAGGAUCAUGUUACUACUAUCAGUGGCAAUGUAAUGUCUCCAGUUCUUGCAAACACCCAAUCGGAACAAGUGCAAACUGCAUUGUGAACAUUUUGAAAUUGUUCUCGGAUCAGUACCGAACUGAUGAAGUAAAUUUUCAAGUGGAGGAAACAAUUUCUCCUUAAACGAACCCUAAGACAUUUUAAAGAUUCAUGUUGCAGGUAGGAUGAUGUCUAGAAUAUUUCAGUUGUGCCAACGUUUCCAGUUCUGAAUAAUUUUAGGAAGACAGAAUAAUGAUCUUUCAAAUAUGUGUCAGUACUUUAUAAAUCACCGGCAGUUAUUGUGCCAAAUACUAGAGACUACAAUAAUUAAUUUUCUUUCUAGUCCUACCUUAUUUCUUCUGGAAGUUUUAUGACGAUUUUUUUCUAUUUGAGUAUGAAAUGAAUUUCUCAAUUUUACUUUCAAUCCAUAUUUAAUGUGAACGUUAAAAACAUAAUUUCAAUGUUUAUUUCUGUCUUGCAAAAAUAAUUCAAGUUAGCUCAGAUAACUCACAAAUAAUUGAUAGAAAAUAAUUUCGCACAGAAAAAAUUUUAGUGAUAAUAUAUUUUGAAAGGCUAUGCUACAUGCUUUUCAAAUUAUUUUGAUACAUUUUUGUCUGUUUCGAGUGUCAUGUCUCAGAUCAGAUAUUAAAAAAACGCAAAUUAAAUUACUGUCUUGAAGAAAUGCAGAAUAUUGAAAAGAUACCUUCAAAAAUGCCGGUAUUCACAGAAAUAAUGAUCUACCCAAAUAACUUCGUCAAAACAUUGUGUGAAAUUGCAACCUGUAAUUUGUAGAGACAAAAUCUUUACUUUCUCAAAAGCUGAUUGAAAGAUACAGCAAUGAACACUUUGAAACUCCAGAUUUCAUGUGAUUUUUAGAAAACAGCGUGUUGUUUACUUCGAAGUUUCUCAUACCAGUCUAUUAUUGUUUUAUCAAUAAUAAAUUAAAAAAAGUUGGUGUAUUGUCUACAACCAAAAAUGAAGCAGCCAAAUUUUAUAUUGUUCUAUAUAAGAUAGUAAAACAUAUAAAUUACCAAAUUUAUUAAAUAAUCGUUGAUUAUCUUUGUGCAAUAAAAGUGCCAAUAAUAUUAUUGCUUGAAAUAAAAUUGUUAAUAGUAUUUUUUGAUGAUCUCCAAUUUCAGAUUUUGAUACUUUAAAUUUUUGAUAAAAAUAAAAUCUUAAACGUACUAAUUUUAAUGAAAAGAUCAUUAGGUAUGUACACUAAAAAAUUAAAAGUUGAGUAGUAUUUUUGUGUUUGUACAUGUGAAUCCUUCUCUACCUUCUUUGAAUAGCCGAUGUCUAUAAAUUUUACUUUGAAGUUACCCUGAUAAAAAAAUCUAAAGGAUAAUGUUCGGAAAACUGGUUGGACACAGAUUUGUGGAGUAUCUUCUCAUUUUUCGUGAAAAUAAUGUUUUGUAAUAGAAGUAGUAGGUUAUAGCUAAUAAUUGAAGUCAGUAGCUUCUACUAUUAAAAAUCGUAUUGCAACUAGAUGGCUCAAAUUAUUGUAAAUCCGAGUAUAGUUUGUAUUCAAAAACAUUUUUGUAGUGAAAAUUUUUAAUU